Messenger RNA from Bombus pascuorum, 384 nucleotides. RefSeq lists its product as uncharacterized. Bases 1 to 384 code for a protein of 127 amino acids. The transcript has a single exon. The record is from RefSeq and is a predicted model, not a curated record. NCBI's taxonomy places the organism in Eukaryota, Metazoa, Arthropoda, Insecta, Hymenoptera, Apidae.
AUGGUCAACGAUUGUUGCGCAAGCGUUGGUCUCACGCUGGCAAGAGAGAAGACGGAAAUAAUGCUCAUCACUGGGAUGCGGGUGACGAGAGUGAUCGGAAUCAACUUAAGUACCUCGAACAUCGAAACGGUCGAGCGGAUAAAAUACCUUGGUGUCACGAUCGACACAUACAGGACAUUCGACAAGCCCAUAGAAACGGUUUGGAGUAGGGCCGACAAGAUGGCCAGAGCCCUCAGGGGCAUCCUGCCGAACAUCAACGGGCCGCCCAGCUUGGCUCCUAGGCUCUACUAUAACGUAUGGGUGUCUAUCGUAACCUAUGGUGCAGCGGUGUGGGCAGGCACAGCCGAAAUAGGAAAAAACAGGAGGAUGUUGAAAAGGGCGUAA